AUGGAGCUUGGAUCGCCCAUUGAGGAUCCCUCGACCUUGGUAGAUGCCCAUCUGCUAAAAGGAUGCUGCUUGGAAGCGGAGAGGUCAGAUAGUGUCUGGCUGCGGCUUGAAGGCUUGUUCCUCGCCAUACCAGAGCCGAAUCGUCGGCAUUUGAGGCCGCUCAUCGACGAGAUCAAGACUUCUAGCCUGAUUUUGCGAGAGCUGGCUGACCUGUCCCAAGUUCACCAAGACCGCGUGCCACUGGUGCUGGACCCUCUUAAUACCAUCCUGCCGUGCAUGUCACGGUCUCUACGGGACAUCACAACACACUAUGAGAACCGAAAGUUGACCAAAGUAAACCGCUGGCGGACAAUGUACCACGAGAUGACCAAUGAAGCAGGUGGUAUUCAGCUGCCGCAACGGUUCGUUGUGUAUAACCACUAUCUGUCCGCCAUCCGGGACUUGCUAUCCAGAUCACCCAACUUCGACCUCAACAUGAUGGAAGCUUUCCGCCUGCAGAUAAUGAACUUGCGAGAAGCUAGAGGAAUUCCUCCACCUCCGAUACAGGCCGGCCCUUUGGUUCGUUAUGGAACCAUGCUACCUGUAGACAAAGAAUCGUCCGUCCACUGGGCCGAGCAAAUCUUUUCUCUGCCCCUACCAUCUCGGUCACCUCUGAAAAGCGUGCUCCCAUCCGAGUCGUUUGGACCUCACCGGCCCUGGGGCCAUCUCAGCAUCCCUACAAAUUCAAAAGUGUUAUUCCGACGACCCAUUGACGAUGACAAGAUUUCCCUCAUCGCCUAUGCUGAUGGACGAGAUGGCUCACCAUACCUCCUUCUUCGAACAUUUUACAUGGGCGGACCAUGGUUCUCGGUCCGUGGUGUCCACGAGCUGUGUAUCCAGCGUGAGAAUGACUGUAUACAAUUCAAGAGAUGGAGCCGCUCCGAAAACUGCUCCAAGCUCUGGGCAACUUUGCGCUUCCAGACCUGGGAAGAGCUCAUUCUCAUGUACUGCACGUUUCUGGCUCUCAAGUCUCGUAAUACCUUGACAGUCCAGCUGGCAACUAAAGAAUACGCCCUAAAGGGUGAACGGAAGCUCUUUCAAGGGUGCAUUCUGGAUUGCGGGUAUAAGCACGCCCUCAUCGUUUACGAAGAUCGCCUUACAGGCGGCCGCCGCCUCCACGUCGCCGUUUGGGAGGGACAGACCCGUCAGUGUCCCAUCUGGACGGCUUUUGUAACCCACCAAUCUGCGUCGCCCACUUGGCUCAGGCGGGUCAGCCGCAAAAGAAUUCGCCUGGCUGACAUUCAGCUGUACGUUUUCUCCCAGGCGUACCGACAGCAGGAGCAGCGAAAGGGUUCCGGUGGAGCGUUUGAGCUUCAGUUUUUCACUGAAGAAGGUAGGUAG
Molecule: messenger RNA, 1380 nt
Organism: Trichoderma virens Gv29-8
Lineage: Eukaryota; Fungi; Ascomycota; Sordariomycetes; Hypocreales; Hypocreaceae
Exons: 9
Coding region: 1-1380 (459 amino acids)
Source: RefSeq, a predicted model, not a curated record